CGACUUGAGACUGAGAGAAUUCAAGAUGGCUGUCUCAGGCUUCAGAUGAGGGCUUCUUCCUGCUUUGCCCUGGUGUGUAACUUUUUCUUGCAGCUGACUGAGUGUCAGUGCUGCCAGUCCCUCACUGCCCCUUAGGAGACACCAUGUCCAACACCUCCUCCUGUUCCUCCUCGGGGGAAACCAGCCCAGAUGAUACACCCCGAGGUGGGGGCACCAUUCGUGUCUACCUCCCCAACAAGCAGCGGACGGUGGUAAAUGUUCGGCCGGGACAAACUGUCUAUGAUAGUCUAGAUAAAGCCCUGAAAGUCAGAGGCCUAAGCCAGGAUUGCUGUGCUGUCUUUCGCCUUCUUGAAGGCCGGAAGAGACUUACAGAAUGGGACACUGACAUCACACCCCUCGUAGGGGAAGAGCUUCUGGUAGAAGUGCUGGAUGAUGUUCCUCUUACCAUGCACAACUUCGUACGUAAAACAUUUUUUAAAUUAGCUUACUGUGACUUCUGCCACAAGUUCUUGUUCAACGGCUUCAGGUGUCAGACGUGUGGGUAUAAAUUUCACCAGCACUGCAGCAGUAAAGUUCCUACAGUAUGUGUGGAUAUGGACACUGUCACAAAACGGUGUGUUUCUAAUACAGAAGACUGCCCUUCGAUAAUGAUAUAUCCGGCCACCAAUUCCAUAUCACAGAGUGACAUUCCCAUAUCUGCAGAUUCUCUUGGAGGAGAACAGCUGUCUCCCACAUCAGGCUUCCGUGUGUUCAUGCGAGGAGAGGAUGGUCAGUCACUCCAGAGGCAUCGCUCCACCUCAACCCCCAACGUCCACAUGGUCAGCACGCUGGAGCCUGGCGCUGCUGGCCUCUUGGAGGAGCCAUUCAAAAUCAGCACAAUGGGGCAAGAGUCCUCUCCCAAGCCUUCCACUAGCCCACCUCACCUAGGUUCACCAGGAAGAAGACCUCCCAAAUCCCCUUCUGAGCCCAAGGAACGGAAACAGUCCUCAUCUGAUGAUAAAAAGAAAGUGCACCGGGGAGGUUACAGAGACUCCAGUUACUACUGGGAGGUGCACUCACGGGAGGUGAAUAUGUUGAAGAGGAUUGGAGCAGGUUCUUUUGGGACCGUCUAUAAAGGCAAGUGGCAUGGAGACGUGGCUAUCAAGAUUCUUAAAGUGACAGAGCCAACACCGGAGCAGCUCCAGGCCUUUAAAAAUGAGAUGCAGGUUUUACGAAAAACACGCCACGUCAAUAUUCUGCUGUUCAUGGGCUUCAUGACGAAGCCUAAUUUUGCCAUUAUCACGCAGUGGUGUGAAGGCAGCAGCCUCUACCGCCACCUGCAUGUUACUGAGACCAAGUUUGACACCAUGCGCCGUAUCGAUGUUGCUCGCCAGACUGCACAGGGCAUGGAUUAUCUUCACGCCAAGAAUAUCAUUCAUCGGGACUUGAAAUCUAAUAAUAUCUUCCUGCACGAAGGCUGGACGGUAAAGAUCGGUGACUUCGGGCUGGCCACAGUAAAGUCCCGCUGGAGUGGCUCUCAGCAGGUCGAACAGCCCAGUGGCUCCAUCCUGUGGAUGGCCCCUGAGGUGAUCAGAAUGCAAGACACUAACCCAUACACCUUCCAGUCAGAUGUAUAUGGAUAUGGAGUGGUGCUCUACGAACUGAUGUCUGGGACUUUGCCUUAUUCGAAUAUCAACAACCGCGAUCAGAUUAUUUUCAUGGUGGGUCGUGGGUACUUGUCUCCAGACCUCAGUAAAUUAUACAGUAACUGCCCUAAAUCAAUGAAGAGGCUCAUCAUCGACUGUCUGAAAUUCAAACGUGAUGAACGGCCUCUCUUCCCACAGAUCUUGGUGGGCAUCGAGCAGGUCCAGGAUCUGUUGCCAAAAAUCGAGCGGAGUGCCUCUGAGCCCUCUCUACACCGUGCUGUACAUGCCGAGGACCUGAACCCGCUUCUCCUUCACACCACACGCCUCAUGCCUCUGUGAGACUGCCGGAGACGGUCCGCUCCUCACCCGAAUGCCGUGCAGCAUCAUUCCCGAGUUCCUCUCAUUAUUCCACACAUUCCUGAGAGCACCCUGAUUAUUUCAUAGUCAAACACACACACAUCAUCCCAUUUAUCUACUCGUUCACACCUUCCUCUUUUCCAUUCCAGCUGCUCCUCCGUAAAGCUGCCUCUAGAGAAUGUCAGAUUCUGUCUGGACCAGCUGCUUUCUAAAACAGAAGCAGGAAAUAAACCAUGCUCUCUUACUACACUUAUUGGAUUUUGAAAUCCAAGCAUCAUAUCAGCAAUGUAUCGGCACAAUCUUAAUAACCUCCUUUUUUGAGGUGUUGUGUUAUGGUUGCUUUCACGUUACCUUUUUUACUUUGAGAUCAAAGUAGCGUUUUACUUCAGAACAAGAAAACUAGCAUGGAGAUUUACGUUUUGUUUAAUUUUUUUUCUCUCCCUGUUCUCCUUGCUUGAACCUCAUUGGCCAACGAUAGCACAAUGUUGAUGACUCUAUUCAUCUACAUCAGUCACAGAGACUCAGUUUGCAGUCAGUUGCUUUAAGUGAUGAUCAUAAACAUGAUCAUAUGCCCAUUGGCAUCUUUUUAAAUUCCGUUAUUUUUCAAAUGGAAAAUAUAGCUUAAACCCUUAAAUGGUGUCAGAUUUGGUUGGAUGUACAUGUGACUUGUGCCCUUAAUAAUUGUGUUGUGCAUUUGUGAUAUUUUCAAAAAAAGUCCUCUGAUUUGACUAUCUUUGGGCUUCUUUUGUAUGUUGGUGAGCUUUAAAUUGUGAAAUUUAAAAAAAAAUGGCACAAAUCCUGUUGGUAUCCUCAAAGCAGUGGUUCGCUUCCUGAAAAAUUAACGUGUUGCUUUGAAAUGAGUACAUUUCUGGAUUCAUACACGAAUGAUUGUUCGUUUAAAACUAAGUAAAAGUCACAAACUAAACUAAAAUGGCAUGCGAUGACCAUAAGCAAGACUGGUAAACACUUCGUGCCAGUCUAACUUGUGAACUAAUGCAUUGUGGUAGUGUUAACUGCUCGCCAUUGCUGCCCGUGCUGUUGGAUGUUUGCAUGGUAGUUCACAUUUGGAGAUACUAGUGAUUUUGUUCACAGCUCUACGUUCAGAGUUUUGGAGCGUGUUGAUUUGUUUUGCAGUGUCUAAGAAACAAUGUCCAUAAAUGGCCUUUUUUUUGCAGCUUUAGGGUGGCGUUCUGGUUCACACCCUUAAGCAGUUUUCAAAGAAAAUACACUUUUUAAAUAAGGCUGCUAACUUUAGACCCGCUGCUGAUUUCUGGUUAGUCAAUUGGUUUUAGUGUUGAGUGAGAUGAUCAAACUAAAUGUGCUCUUAUAAGGGCAGGAAGAACAGAAACUUCGUAGCAUUUUUUUCAGAUCAAAUUUGUCGCAGCACGGGGUGAGAGAGUGCUUCUGUAUGCAGAUUCUUCUUUCAGUUGGUUCAUUUUAUUCCUUAAACUCAAAGCAUGUCUUUGCAAAACAGUCGUGCUUGUUUAAUAGCAAUAUUAAAGAUCUUUAUCCUCCCAUUCAGCUGGUUUCAAUAGGACUGACUGAAACCUACAGUGAUGGGGCCUUAUGUGAUUUUUUUUUUUUUUUUUUUUUUUUUUUCCAUCUGUCCUUUUAAUGGAGUCUUAAUAUAUGUAACUUAUUGAUUCAUAACUGACACUUGUACUAAAGGCAGAGCUUUGGAUCUUAUCUAGCAAUAUUCAAAUGGGGCUGGGUCCCCCGUUGAGCUGUACUCAUUCCAAAUAUGACGCCUAUGGAAGAUUCACCAGGCGAUUCUUGUGUCUUUUGUUCAUGAAAGAUGGUUUCAGCUUCCCCUCAGUGACUAUUCGAAAUGAAUAUGUUGUAUUUUUUUAGACAAACCUGCCUAUCUUAAUACAUUUCUUUUUAGUUACACAUUUCUGGACUCUUGUAGAAUGAUGAUGUGGUACUCCAAGUUUAGAAUUUUCCAAGAAACCAGUGGUAAUAAUAUUGUUCAGUACAAAAGGAGGUAAUUGAGUUGUCAAGCAUUUGUAGAUGGCACUAUAUGCUCUUCUCUAUUAGUGUCGGUUGAGAAAGCAAGACUAUCGGUUUAUUUUUGUAUAGAUUUGGAUGCACAGCUAGUUCUAUUGAGAUUUAUAAUACAAUUGAAGCUAUAAAUGAAUUAUGUGGCUUUAAAACAACAGCCAAGAAACCUCUAUAGACUCUGGUUUAGGAACUGAUUUUUUUUUUCCCACCAAAUUCCACACUGUAAAAGGUUUUUACCGGUUUCAACUUAAAAACUUAAAUUUAGCAGCUGUAUUAAUUUUCAGUUAAAUCAACUUAAAAGUACAAGUCAUUUCAACUGAAACUUAACUUAAAUUAUUAAGUUAAAACUGGUGAAUUUUUUUGACAGUGCAGCCUUACUUGUUCUGGUUUCUCAUACUGGUCCUAGAUCAUUAGAACAGUAACUACUUCUGCCAACUUUGGAUAUUUGCAGCAUUGCCUUAAUGGCUUUAACGUCCCUCUGGAUACACGUGGGACAGAUAGUUUUUUUUCCCCUCUUGUAUCUUUGUAAGCACCUCAUUUGUUCAAAGCACACUUUUAUAGUUUCCAUUAAGCCCAAAAAUAUGAUAAUCAGUAUAUGAGAUUCAGUUUCUGCUUUUGCACAAGGGCACGAAUGCAAAAGGGUGAAACUUAGCCACCGUUUUUCAGAACAGAAAAUAUAACGAAAAAUCAGUUUUGUUUAAAAAGAUUAGUUUUGCAUAUUUUAGGUGAACUGCAAUAAUGUGUGUAUAGUUGAAGAGGUCUAAGGGGUGUUUGCGAAAAAUGGUGUAUUCUGCCGUGUACAGUUACUUUUUGUUUUUUUGUUUGUUUUUUUUUUUAAAAGAAAAGAUUACUUUAAAUUGUAUUUGUUUCUAUUUUUUGUGUGAUGGUUCAAAAAGAACAAAAUUAUUUUAAAACAUGUAAAGGAAAUCUUAGUAUUUUUUAGUUUUUUGGGUCUUAAAUAUUGUGGAGACAGGAUUUUGUUCUAAAAAUAAAAGUUGAAUUCUGA
Labeo rohita (rohu) is the source of this 4989-nucleotide messenger RNA. It is a transcript of the gene araf, whose product is annotated as A-Raf proto-oncogene, serine/threonine kinase. The coding region runs from base 144 to 1964 and encodes 606 amino acids. Lineage: Eukaryota; Metazoa; Chordata; Actinopteri; Cypriniformes; Cyprinidae. Gene Ontology annotation, biological process: signal transduction; protein phosphorylation. Gene Ontology annotation, cellular component: mitochondrion; cytosol. The record is from RefSeq and is a predicted model, not a curated record. Gene Ontology annotation, molecular function: ATP binding; protein kinase activity. The transcript has 16 exons.